CUUCGCCGACGACAGCUAUGCCCGCCUCUGCACGCAAGAGUAGCGUCGGCAACCUACGCCGCGCCCCACAGAAGUACAUUCCAUACCGCGCCGACGACUUCCAGCAUGGCAAGAAGACCGGCAUCGCGGUCGCCUAUGUCGACCACACCGACGAGUUCGAGCCGUUCGAGAAGGUCAUGAGCCAGGCCGACCAGCGCACACCCUUCCGUCCCCAGGGUGCCCGCAAGAAGCGUGGUCCCAAGACACCUGUGCCCGUCCCAGAGGAGCAGUUCGAUGAUGACGACGGGAACGGGGAGAUCUCAAUGGAGCUGGAUGAUGAUACCCCAGUCGGUCCGGGCGCUUACUUCGUGCAUACGCGUGUGAAUACCAUCACGUCGAGCGUACAGCGCGUUGGCUCGUCCUCCCGCCCCGUCGCGCACAACUCGGACGUCGAUUUUGAUGCUGUGCCUUCCCCUCGUGCCUCUCCGACGUACACCGCCAGAAGAGCCGCCCCAAACGGCCAUGGCCGCACCUCCGUUCCUUCUCGUUUGUCGCAGAGCAUGGUGGCUGCCGAGGACGACGAUGAGUCCGAUGUCGACGCGGGGGCCCCCAAAUACGACUAUGGCGGCUACGGGGACGACAUGGAAUUAGACGAUUCUCCGCCCCCGCCUCCGCAAAAUCCACGUACUCCGCGGUCUGGCCAAUCCUCUCGUCGCACAAGCUUUGCCAAUUUGGACCAAGAAGCUAGUGAGGAUGAGCGGCAAGCAGUCGAGAACGAUAUGGACUUCGGCCGUUCGCCAAGCGAGAAGGCGCGUGGGAAACAGCGUGCAAGUGCUGUAUACCAAGACCGAGACGAGGAAAUGGAGCCAGAGAUUGCGCAAGGUCUGGGGGAUAUCGAGCAGGAGCCCAUGAAUGACGAGCAGGAGGGAUCGGUGCUAGAGCCGGAGGAAACGGUGCUAGAGCAGCCGCGUGGGAAGAAGGGGAAGAAGGUACCCAACAGCAAGCGCAAGGAGAACGAAGGCGCAGCUCGCGGACGGCCACGGGCCAAGAGAGAAGUUCUACGUGAAGUCACCCCAGACGAUUCCAACGCCGAAGGUCUGCGUCGCAGCAAACGCAGGAGAUACUCCCCGCUCGCGUUUUGGCGACUGGAGAAAGUCGUUUACGGUCGCCGAGAGAAUGGGCCAUGCCUCGUUCCCAGCAUCAAGGAAAUCCACCGUAUACCUGAAAUCAAGGCUGAGCCACUCGGUGCACGAAGGCGGAGGGCCGGGGGUCGUAAGAAAGGCCGUAGCACCGCGACUGCGGAACCUGAGCCCCAGCAGGUGCUCGUGUAUGAUCCGGAGGAGGGCUGGGACGACGAGACAGAUCCGCACUGCAAGGUCCUAGAGUUCGGCACGGACGGCAAGGAGGUCGAGCGACGUGUUGCGUUCACCGCCAAGAUGAUUACCCCGAAGGCUGCUGCGCAGGGCGCGUUCUAUUUCCAGAAGAUCUUUGGCGAUGGUGACUACCUCGCCUCUGGCGUACUUUAUAUCCCUCCCAACUCUACGAAGCCGACGAAGAGCACGAAAGAUAACACCUUUGUGUUCUUCGUGAUCCAGGGGGCCGUGAAGUUUUGCGUACACCAGACGAACUUCAUCCUCGCUACGGGAGGAAUGUUCAUGGUCCCGCGAGGCAAGUCUCGGAACGUGUACUACAUUCAGAAUAUUUGUGACCGUGAGGCGAGACUUUUCUUCGCGCAAGCAAGGAAGAUGCCCGAAGACUAUAGAGAAGACACCGAAUCCGACUAUGAGGAACGUUCACGCUCGAAAUCUGUAGGAGGGCAGCGUCGCGAGGCGAGCCGUCGGGCAUCGUCCGAGACUGUCAAUGGUGAUGCGCCUGAGCCUAGGAAGCAGCGCAGGGGCACGUCUGCUCGCUGAUGCCAUGCUCCUGCUUUCGUCCCAAUCAUUCGUAUUCGCCAUCACACUAUCAUUCAUUCGACCAUGAGGAAUUGCACGAUUGCACCCGAAUGCGCAGUGUAUGCUAGUUUAGCUCGGUAGUUCGUAGUGUUGAUUCCAUGUAUGUACUCCACGCUUGUAGACAGUACUGAGUGUAUGUACCGAGCACACACGCACACACAACGUAUAAACAGCAAUGUAUAUCGCGACGGUCUGCGCAGACAAAGCAUUGACAACGGCGCAAGGCAUGCGCAAUAGUGGGUAGUCUAGUAUGAGAGCAUUAUGCAAAACGUAGACGUAGGCGCAUAUGCGUAUGACACAGUGCUAGUGUGCUGAUGAUCAUCAGCGGGUAACGAUGUGUGGUGAGUGCUAGAGAUCAGCUAUGUCAGCAACGUGGUAGGGUGUGGCAUUGGCUAAGUGCUGAGCUGAAAGGGGCGAUGCCGCGAGCAAUAUGCACGGUAAGUAAUCCAACGAACGACGGGCGAGAGACUUAAAAUAUAUAGACACAAACUAACUAAGGAGGACGCACUAAUGAGGGAUUCGUAGCCAAGAAGGAAAGAAGCCAAUAGAUAGAUACCAUCCGGCGAGCGACAGCGACGAUGACGAAUAGCGCGAGCAAAGUAAGACCUCAGAUCAUCCCAGACCGUAGCUGGCCUGGCUGGCCCAACUUCGGACGAGCAGGUAGGCUCUUCCGCGGCACCGAUGGGUUCGAAGGCAGGCCAUAACCAGCAGGUGGAAGCCCACGAGAAGCACCGCGUGGAGGAGCAGGAAGCGGUUGGUUGGGAGGUGGAGGGGGAAGCGGUUGAUUCGGCGGAGGCAAGGGAGGUUGGGGAGCAGGGCGGGGAGAGGUGUACGCGUUUGGGCCAGGAGGAAGGCCGCGAACGACGGGGGCAGCAGCAAUGGGUUCAGGAGGCAAGUUAUCGGACAUGCCGAUGUUGUCCAAGGCGGCGCUAAUGUCUGUUGUCGAGACACUUGCGAGGGACUUCCACGAGCCUCGGCGCUGCAAACUGGGCUGGCCUGGAGGGGGAAGCGGUUGCAGGUUGCCACUGCUCUGUGGCUCGCCAGGCACCGGAGGGGGAAGACCGCGGGGAGGCUGAGGUCGGGGAGGGAGUGGGAGGGGACGCGGAGGACGAGGCAGAGCACGGAGCCCGCCAUCAUCUUCAUCUCCGCUAGCUAUGGCAACAUCUGGGACCUGGUUACUACCAUCCUUCCGGUGCAACAGCCGGUCGGCGAAGUUGCUGGCGCGGCUGAAGCUGUUCUUGAACAUCCUUGAACUACGCACUGAGCCAGUAUCAUUGCCAAUCAUCUCGUAAGGGGGAGUCGGUGGCGUCGAGACCAUAACAGAGUCUUCCGACGACGAACCCACGCUGUCGCGCGAGUCUGGCGUCUGGCGCAGGUUGCCAGAGCUCUUUGCUCUCGACAGGAGGUUGCUCAGAUAGCCAGUACCCGUCUUCGGAGAGCCUUUCAGAGGCGGCACCGGAGGGGUAGAGGCCUGGCUGCGUGGUACCGGAGGGGUGGAGGUCUGGCUGCGUGGCACCGAGGAACCCGCCGCCGCACUCUUCGGCCGCGGUGGCAGUGGUAUCCGGACCGUAUUCGGAUCUGCGCUCAAGAACAAAGGCUGCAAUUGUGGUCGUGACGCCAGAUGACUGUCAACCGAUGGUCGUGCGGAACCGGUCUGAUCCAGCGAUGUACGUGACGACACUCGGUCCAAUGAAGGUCGUGCGGCAUCCGAGAACGACGGUCGCGAGACUUUACGCUCGAUGGUCCUGUCUGCUGAAGGUCGGGCAGGGAGAGGACGGCUCUCGUACUGGGAUGUCUGGGCGUAUUGAGACGAGCGGUCGUACUGCGACGUCCGCGAGAUGGUCGAGGCCCGUGAGACCAUGCUCGUCUCCUGAGACAGGCGACCGAAGUUGUCUCCAUCAUCAGGAGACUCUGGGAGAUCUUGCACAGGACGCGGUCGGUCAGCGUUAGGCGUGCCUCUGCGGUCAGGUGUACUGCGACCAACAGGCGGGGGAGGUGUCGACGUCGACGGAGGUGCCGGACGUGGUGGCAAUGCCUUUGCCUUCUUCUGGGGUGUACCACGAGCGUCCGCAAGACGUUGCUCCAGUUUCUGGGCGUCAGCAAGCAAGGCAGCGAGAUCGCUCAUGUUGGAGGCGUUCAUAGGUGUCGGAGAAGGAAGGUCCUCGUAUUGCUGAAUGAUGCUGACGGGACGACUCUUCCCUUCUACGACCUUCUCGUGCACCACUGCGUGGAAGCCCUUCGGGCCCUCGAGCGGUGUAAGAGCAGGCUCCUCGUAUGGCGUAAGGGGAGGAGGGGGGGAAACCGCCUUUGAACGUGACUUGGAAGAACGUGAGACCUUCCUCGACACGGGUCCCGAGGAUGAAGGCGACGUCGCCGAGUAUAUCGAACCCAAAGAAUACGACGAUAAAGGAGAAGACGUAGAUGAAUCACUCGCAGAUUGAGGCGCAGGAACCAACACGCCGCGAGUGACCGUUGGCGAAACAACCCGCUGCGCGUCAGUGACGAUGACAGCCUCCACGGGGGAAGGGGCGUGGCCUCCGGGCCUGUCAUUGGUAUGCUGCUUCGACACAGUCCCAGGGAUCACAACGGAAAGGGGUGGGAGGGAACUAUUGCCAAGACGGACGCUGCCGUCGCCGGGACUGAUGCUACCACUACCAUUAUCGCUCGAAUGAGGGAGAAGCACAGAUGAGGGAGGCGUGCUGCUCUCCGAGUCCAUUCCAAACGUCCCCCGUCGAAUUUGUUGCUUGAACGCAAGGGGCGAGUCUGGCCCCUCGGGGAUCGCAGGAAGUGCUCGUGAAUAUGGAACCGCCGGGGUCGCCGUGAGGUACGCAGAGUAAAUGUCGCUCGUGGGGGAAAGCGGUUCAGCGACUGGGCUGUCGGAAGACAGGAACUGGUUCGAUUGAGACGUAUUCGCAACCGACGAGACCUUCUCCUCCGCCUUCUUCUCGGGAGUCGUAGCAGACUUCGAAUCCUUGGCCGCCAAUUCUGCUUGCUGAUUGAUGUAGUUCCGAACCGCUAUGGACGACAGCGAAUUCCUAAGAGAGAACCGCUGCUUGACAGGCGUCGCGAUGUCGAGUACAUCUUCCUGGAGAAGCAACUGGUCGAGGAGGUCCGCUACAGUGCUGCCCGUCUGUUGAGGAGCCAGCCCAAGCGUCUGUAGGGUAUCGGCUGGGACGACAACGGACCCUGCGUCUCCAUUUCGAGUAGCACGAUCGAGCUCGUCGAUGACUGCUUGCACCGCAGGGUCAAGACCCUCGAUAGGAGCGGGCUUCGCAGGAGGCACCUCGGGAGCAGGAAUCACGUUCACGAGCACGGAAGCAGGAACUGGUUCAGGUUCGGGCGCUGGCUCCGAUUCUGGGGGUACUGGAGGCUCUGGUUCAGCGGGCACCGGAAGCUCUGCUUCUGGCGCAGGCGAAGGUAGGCGUGGAGGGACGUCUGCAGUGGGUUCUGAUGGCGCAUCACCGAUGGUUGAGGACUUUUCUGUUUGAUCUGUGGCCGGGCCAACAGUCUCGACCGCGACAGGUGCAUCGGGCUCCUGAGGGGCGUCCGUGGGUGCCUCCGUAACCUCGCCAUGUACCUCCGGCGCGGCAUCUCCGCCAACUUGCGACACGAGCGCAUCGAGGCUAGCCUGCUGGGCCUCCUCCUGAGACGCAUUGUUGCUUGGAGAGUCGGCGUCGCCGUCAGAGAACAUGUCACCUACGGAGUCUCCAUUGUCCGAGAAGGCGAAUGGCGAAGCUGGAGGACUCGGCGACGUCGCAAAGCGUUCCAACUCUUCGAGGCGGGAUCUACUUCGGGACCGAGUGGGUUUCGUGUCGGAUCUCGCGUUCGUGGGCACGGGUAGAUGUGGACGUGAGAGGCCGGGAACACGGUUACCAUACAGCUCACCACGUUUGACGGAAUUCGGGUCCUGCUGCACGGGCGGAGCAAAGCCAAAUCUCCCCUUGGGCUUCGGGACCGCACCCUGCUUCUCAAAUGAUGCUAUCCUAUCGCGGAGGGCAUUGGCUCCAUUCACGGCAUUGGCUUUGGGGAGGGUCUGAGAGGUACCAGACUUGGCAGCGGCAUCGGAAUUUGCGGCUUGCUGUAGCUGGAGGGCAGCGAUACGGGCUUUGAGGUCGACGGGCGGAACAGGUGCUCUGGCGGAGGUCAUUGAAAGAACGGCUACUAGAAAAGCAACGACAACAACGACGAAGACCACGAGCGACCCGCGACUGCAAUGGCCUGCUCGUCGAGCUGGGAGAAAGACGGAGGUGAUGAU
Molecule: messenger RNA, 6186 nt
Organism: Dichomitus squalens LYAD-421 SS1
Lineage: Eukaryota; Fungi; Basidiomycota; Agaricomycetes; Polyporales; Polyporaceae
Exons: 8
Coding region: 18-1892 (624 amino acids)
Biological process (GO): kinetochore assembly; spindle attachment to meiosis I kinetochore; attachment of mitotic spindle microtubules to kinetochore
Cellular component (GO): kinetochore
Molecular function (GO): centromeric DNA binding
Source: RefSeq, a predicted model, not a curated record